Messenger RNA from Gamsiella multidivaricata, 1287 nucleotides. RefSeq names its product Vta1 like-domain-containing protein. The record is from RefSeq and is a predicted model, not a curated record. The transcript has 5 exons. The coding region runs from base 1 to 1287 and encodes 428 amino acids. Gene Ontology annotation, biological process: late endosome to vacuole transport via multivesicular body sorting pathway. Lineage: Eukaryota; Fungi; Mortierellomycota; Mortierellomycetes; Mortierellales; Mortierellaceae. Gene Ontology annotation, cellular component: multivesicular body.
AUGUCAGCUGCCGACGUGCCUGAAGGCCUCAAGACCAUCGCUCCAUACUUACAGCGUGCCGCGCAGCUGCAGGAGCGGGACCCAGUGGUUUCUUACUAUGCUAACUAUUACGCUGCCAAGCUCGCUAUUCCAAAAGCAGGCCAGGACAACAGCAACAGGGUGUUCGUUGUGAAGCUUUUGGAUACACUUGAGAAGCAACGGAAGGAUAUCGGCGAUAACGAGGCCAUCUCAAAUGAUCUGGUUGGAUACGCCCACAUUGAAAAUUUUGCAUUAAAGAUUUUCAGCAAGGCUGACGAUGAAGACCGCGCUGGUCAGGGAUCGCAGAAAACAGCCAAGAACUUUGUGGCAGCGGCCAACUUCUUGGAGCUUCUCAAAGUCUUUGGCGACAUUGAUGCCGAAGUUGAGGAAAAGAUCAAGUAUUCAAAAUGGAGGGCUGCGGAGAUUGUCAAGGCCAUUAGGGACGGUCGCCAACCCACUCCUCCUCCAGGGGCCAACAAGCCUCAGGAACCAACCCUGACAUCUGCAGAUGUAGCUCAAGCAGGAUUAGAUUCAUUGGAUAACGAGGCUGCUGCAACGGGAGUGGACAGUAAUAUUAGCAGCGGGACAUUUUCGCCCGCCCAUAUUGCUCACUCGAACCCCUCCGUCACCCCUCAACCGACCGUCAGCAGUGGACCAGGCUUUCCAACGAUCUCCAACUUUCCUUCACCACCUCUCGGACCAUCGAGCACGAAUGGUAACUCAUUUAAUGACUCGAUUAGCAACAGUUGGAGUCAGCCUGCUGUCAGUCCCAGCUUGAAUCAAGGCCAGAACUUCCAGAGCCCAGCAGGCGCACCUAUUAUCCCCGUUCAGCCUCCUUCGACAUAUAUCCCACCUGCCGUCUCGUCACAGAAACCCAAUUCAGGUUACGCACCAACCCCAUUGAAUCCCGCCUCCCCUGGACCUAACGCACAGUACGGAUAUGGCGCCAGUAAUAUCAACAACAAUAUUCCUUAUCAGCACUCUGUGGAACCAUCGCCGGCUCCUGCACCUGCCCCUACACCUAUGCAGACACCUUAUCCACAAGCUGGAUUCAGCUCACCUUCUGCCCCAUAUCAGCAGCCUCAACAGACGCCAUCACCGCAGUCGUACGCCCCUGUGCCCAUGGUUCUGGACCCAACAGUUAGCGCACAGGUGCAGAAGCACUGCAAGUGGACCGUGUCUGCAUUGACAUACGAUGACGUCCCAACUGCCAUCGACAAUCUUGAAAAAGCGUUGGCACUCCUCAGACCCUACCAUAACAAACAAUAA